This is a messenger RNA of Coregonus sp. 'balchen', 1913 nucleotides long. NCBI's taxonomy places the organism in Eukaryota, Metazoa, Chordata, Actinopteri, Salmoniformes, Salmonidae. The record is from the annotation of a GenBank genome assembly.
CCGGCGCAGACCAACAACCAGACCAGACAUCAUCAAGACCCAAAACAACCCCCACCUGAGCAAGAUGGCCAGGAUGAACCUAGGAGCAAUGCGCUGACACAACGCGGUGAGGUUAAAGCUGAUCCCCAACGAGGAGGCUGCCGAGGACAGAGCCGCCAAUCACAGAGGAGCAGAAAUAGCAACAACAACUGCCAGACCAGAAACCAUGUCCCGCCUGGAAUUCAGCAGGACAGUUCUCCAGAGAGCUAUGGGCUUUGUGCCGUCUGACCUGAAUUGCCUGGUGAAACCCCCAGGGCCACAUGAAUCAUUUGAAGCCCGUUUCAAGACCCCCCAGUCACUAGAACAGUUUUGGUAAAAAUUCAGAAAUGGCAAGGAUUCAGCCCCGUUUAACAGAAUCAGAGCAUACCCCCUUUCCAACACAGAAUCCAAGUUAUACAGUACAGCUUCACAAUGAAUGCAUCCAGGACUAUGACACGCAAGUUUGGUUAAGCAGGUUCGCCACCAUCAAGUCAGUGGCUAGGAGGGUCCUGGACUGGGGCACGAAAAUGGCUGGUCCAGUUAAGACCAGACCCAACCAAAGUGGGCAGAGUCCAACACCUCCCCAGCACCAUCACGCUGGGGAACAACAGAGGCUCCGUCCACUACUACGGCAAGCCCAAACUGUACAGGAACUGGGCCAUCUGGGCUCCCGAGUGGCGCAGCGGACUAAGGCACUGCAUCUCAGUGCUUGAGGCGUCACUACAGACCCCCUGGUUCGAUUCCAGGCUGUAUCACAACCGGCCGUGAUUGGGAGUCCCGUAGGGCGGCGCACAAUUGGCCCAGCGUCGUCCGGGUUUGGCCGGUGUAGGCCAUCAUUGUAAAUAAGAAUUUGUUCUUAACUGACUUGCCUAGUUAAAUAAAGGUAAAAUAAAAAAUAAAAAACAUCUGGCCGCAGUCUGCACAGCCAUCAUCUGCAAGAUCUUUAAAGACAACCAUCCCACCUCAGACUGUACCUCCACACGCCACUGCAACCUGUGCGGGAAAGGCGGCCACCUACUUCAGAACCUGUCCCAGCUCCUAUGCCGGCAGGGCAAGGGCCAACACCAUCAACCCUAACCCAAAUCCCAACCCCACCAACCCCCUCCACCAGACAACAACGAAGACCCAGAACCAGUCCCAGACCUUUCCACAGGCAAGGCCUAACCCACCAUCCAAGAUGUCCCAGAAACGGCCCCCACCCGUCACCACCGAAGACGUUCCAGAAACAGCCCCCCUCCCCCCAACAAAUCCUUUCCUAGCCACCUCCACCCCCAUCAAACCCCUGGUCAAACUGGACAAAAAUUACCAAAUGGAAAAGACAGACAGACCAGACCCAGCACCCUCAAUUCUAUCACCAAGUCAGUACAGGGGGCCACCAGGCAAUCAGUGGGGAGGCACGCCAAGACCUGUGAACAGCCAAGAACCACCCAACAACACAAAAGACCCGCUAGAGGCCCUCAUCCACCUCUGCAACGAAAUGAUCAAACACAGACCUGGAUCAGACCAAAGAUCACACAUUCACCCGGAGCGAGUAGGCCACAGGAAAGUACCACCAUUGACCUCUGUAUCUAGGACUCCCUUGUGUGUCUGCUUGCUCCUCAGGUUGUCCUUCCUCCUCUCUACAGACCCAGAUCCUGACCCAGCACCUGCAGCAGCCCCAGUUCCCGGCUCCAGGUUCCUGUUUCUUUCCUCCAGUCCCAGCACCAGACCCAGCACCAACACCUGGUUUCCAGUCCUGGUCCCAGUACCAGCACGACUUCCAGUCCCAGCCCCAACACCAACAACAACCCUGGACACAGCACCAACCAACCACAACUGCCACCUACAUCCAGCAACUGCCAGCCCAGCCCAGACCGACCCCCUUCCCCUCACCCAACACAAAGACACAGACACAU